GAGUGGGGUUGUACGGGACGUUCUUCUGCUCGUCCCUGUCUUGAUCAUUCGUCGUCUGUGAAUUUGUAGUCCCUUUGACGGGCUUCUAACAUACCAAAAUGGCUCUUCUGUCUCUACGUUUAGCUUCCUCGAUUGCGAGACAACUACCGAAUUCUACCAUUCAGGUGAAAUGGCCUCUGAGUGUAGCUUCCUGUAAAUAUCAUGUAUCUUGCAGUCGGCGUUCUGCUGAAAUUUCUUCCAUCUUGGAAGAUCGUAUUCUUGGUUCAGCCCCAAAGACCAAUUUGGAAGAAACUGGUAGGGUGCUUAGCAUUGGUGAUGGUAUUGCCCGUGUUUAUGGGCUGAAGAACAUUCAAGCAGAUGAGAUGGUAGAGUUUAGUUCAGGGUUAAAGGGUAUGGCUCUGAACUUGGAACCUGACAAUGUAGGUGUUGUCGUAUUUGGUAAUGAUAGACACAUCAAAGAAGGAGAUAUUGUUAAGCGUACAGGAGCUAUUGUUGAUGUUCCGGUUGGUGAUGAAUUGUUAGGACGUGUUGUAGAUGCAUUAGGUAAUCCCAUCGAUGGUAAAGGACCACUUAAUAGUAAACUGAGAUUCCGUAUUGGUACUAAAGCACCUGGUAUUAUUCCUAGGACGUCCGUCAGAGAACCUAUGCAAACUGGAAUUAAAGCUGUAGAUUCGCUAGUACCUAUCGGUCGUGGACAGCGUGAAUUGAUUAUUGGAGACAGGCAAACUGGCAAAACUGCUCUUGCUAUUGAUACGAUUAUUAAUCAGAAACGAUUUAAUGAGGCUGGAGAUGAAAAAAAGAAACUGUAUUGUAUAUAUGUUGCCAUUGGUCAAAAGAGAUCUACAGUUGCACAAAUUGUAAAACGUUUAACAGAUUCUGGAGCUAUGAAUUAUACUAUCAUUGUUUCGGCAACUGCAUCCGAUGCUGCGCCUCUUCAGUAUUUGGCCCCAUACUCUGGUUGUGCGAUGGGAGAAUUCUUUAGGGACAAUGGAAAACACGCUUUAAUUAUAUAUGAUGACUUAUCGAAACAAGCUGUUGCCUACCGACAGAUGUCUUUAUUGUUAAGACGACCACCAGGUCGUGAAGCUUAUCCCGGUGAUGUAUUUUACCUCCACUCUCGUCUUCUUGAACGAGCAGCUAAAAUGAAUGAAAGUUUGGGAGGUGGUUCGCUAACAGCUUUGCCCGUUAUUGAGACACAGGCUGGUGACGUGUCUGCUUAUAUUCCUACUAAUGUUAUUUCCAUUACCGAUGGUCAGAUUUUCUUAGAAACAGAAUUGUUUUACAAGGGUAUUCGUCCUGCAAUUAAUGUCGGUUUGUCAGUAUCCCGGGUUGGAUCUGCUGCCCAAACAAAAGCUAUGAAACAGGUUGCUGGUUCUAUGAAAUUGGAAUUGGCUCAGUAUCGUGAAGUAGCAGCUUUCGCACAGUUCGGUUCCGAUCUGGAUGCUGCUACUCAACAGCUAUUAAAUCGCGGUGUCAGGUUAACAGAACUUUUGAAACAAGGACAAUAUGUACCAAUGGCUAUUGAAGAACAAGUAGCCGUAAUCUACUGCGGUGUCCGUGGGUAUCUUGAUAAAAUGGAACCUACAAAAAUUACUGCCUUUGAAAAAGAAUUUCUUGCCCAUAUUAGAGCUACUCAACAAGAUCUUCUUAGUACCAUUGCUAAGGAAAAUACCAUUAGCGAAGCCUCUGAUGCGAAAUUAAAGCAGAUCGUUACUGACUUCCUUGCGUCUUUCUCAGGCUAAAGUGUCAGUAUCAAUUAAGUAAUAAUUCUCUGCUAUGCAAGAGAUAUAUGUGCAAAUGAUAUUCAUUGUUGUAAGAAGUUUUAAUGUAUGUCACUUGCACGUUAUAAGUAUCAUUACAAAGAAUUCCACAUUUGAAUAUUAAAUCACGAUAGUCUUAUACAAACGCUUAAUUACCUUACAUGUUAAUUGUUAACAAAGGUAAAAUACACACAAUUUUGGUAUUUAAACAGUUGCUUCUCCUGUAACAAUUUUCGAACAUAGCAGAAGCGGGAGGAGCUUCGGAAGAAAAUGAGUAAUAAAAUCGUAAAACUUUUUCAAA
Osmia bicornis bicornis is the source of this 2061-nucleotide messenger RNA. It is a transcript of the gene blw, whose product is annotated as ATP synthase subunit alpha, mitochondrial. The transcript has 8 exons. The record is from RefSeq and is a predicted model, not a curated record. Gene Ontology annotation, biological process: proton motive force-driven ATP synthesis; proton transmembrane transport. Gene Ontology annotation, molecular function: ATP binding; ADP binding; proton-transporting ATP synthase activity, rotational mechanism. Lineage: Eukaryota; Metazoa; Arthropoda; Insecta; Hymenoptera; Megachilidae. The coding region runs from base 99 to 1742 and encodes 547 amino acids.